Molecule: messenger RNA, 1671 nt
Organism: Helicoverpa zea (corn earworm)
Lineage: Eukaryota; Metazoa; Arthropoda; Insecta; Lepidoptera; Noctuidae
Product: zinc finger protein 39-like
Exons: 6
Coding region: 146-1258 (370 amino acids)
Biological process (GO): regulation of transcription by RNA polymerase II
Cellular component (GO): nucleus
Molecular function (GO): DNA-binding transcription factor activity; zinc ion binding; RNA polymerase II cis-regulatory region sequence-specific DNA binding
Source: RefSeq, a predicted model, not a curated record
AAUGUCAAAAAAAAUUGCUUGAUAUCUUUCAUCAACAAAAUAUUAAUGUUUUCCUUUGAAACCAAGCAAAAGAUUAACAAGAAAUAAAUAUAUGUCAAUGCUUUACAUAUUUACUAAAUAGCAUUAAAUCGAUGUUUUUAUAACAAUGGCAGUUUCCGAGGUGGAAGCAACUAGUGAACUGAAAUUUAAAUAUAAAAUCGACUUGACCAGUUUAAUGGACUCCUGUAGAGUUUGUAUGGCUCAAAACCUGAACAUGACUAGUAUAUUUGAAACAGAAAAAGAUAGUACUGUUGAUGAAAUCUACUUUUGUACUGGUAUUACUAUAAAACGAGAAGCAGGUCUACCCACAAAAAUAUGCAACGGUUGUCUUACCAACCUGUCCGUCGCAUUUAAGUUCAAAACGUCCUGCCUCAUAGCCGACGAAACAUUCCGCAAGAUAGCCACCGCACUGAAGAUCAAGACGGAGGAGCCGGAUGAACCAGAUGUCAGUGACGUGGAGUAUGAGGAGAUAGUAGACUGUAAGGAUGAGGGAGACGAGGACUUCAAAGAGGAAGUUAAGCAUGAACCGGUGGAGGUGGAGUUCUGUGGAGUUCGGAAGAGUACUCUGAUUAAGGUGAAGAAGAGUCUACCACCAAUAAAAGGGCGUCCGCGGAAGACCGCAGCCUCCCUGAAAGAGCCCCGGCGCCUCAAGCAGUCCAAAUUCAAGCGUCUAUGGUGUGAACCUUGUAACAUGAAGUUUGAAACCAAAGAGGAAAGUGAUGAACAUAAGAGAGAAACUCAUAAGGAUAGCCAGAAUUGGGUUUGUGAGAUAUGCGGCAAAAUAUUCACGCACCGUGCGUCUCACUACAGACAUAUAAAAUCUCACCAGCCGCCGCGAUUCGCGUGCGACCACUGCGAUUACAAGACUUGGCAUAAAGACGAUCUCGCCAAGCAUAUCAGAAUACAUACAGGUCUCAAAAUGUACCAAUGCGAGUACUGCACGGCCUCCUACUAUACCUCGUCGAACCUGACGAGUCACAUCCGUCGCUUACACAUGCACGAGAAGACACACGACUGCAACAUAUGCCGCCGCACCUUCUUCGACAAGACCAAGCUUAACCUCCAUCUCGACUCACAUUUAGAGAUUAAAAGAUUCGCAUGCGACAUAUGCCACGCUCACUUCUCCCGCCGCUGUUACUGGAAGAAGCACCUUCUCCGUCAACACGACAUCGUCACCCCUCGCCAACGACCAGGGCGACAGAAAACCAAUGCGCAUUAAAGGGUUUGCUGCCAGGAAUACGAAAAAAAUUGUCAGGUGUAUGAAAUUCAAUAUGGCGGACGUCCAAGAUGGCGGACGGGCUAUUUAUUAUAGUCACGUAAUCAAAAUCCAACAUGGCGAACAUCCAAGAUGGCGCAUUAGCUAUUACAUAUCAUGUGAACGAACUACGGACUUCAUAACGGAAUAACGCUGCUACGCGCUGCGAACUACGUCGUAGUAAAUCUCGAAUUAAUAAGGCGAAAAAAUUUUCGAUCGUUAAGCACUAAAACAAGCUAUUAUAAAUAAUCCAAACUAAAAAGUAGAAAAUAAAUAAUAGUUAAAAAAAACUAAAAAACACGCUUUUUAUAGAAAACCGAACUAAAAAAUAGAAAAUAAAUUUCAAUGAAUAUAAAUUAAUAAUAGUGUGAAUAAAA